AUGUCGCGACAUUUGCUUUCAAAGUCGCAUGAUUCCGCCUGGCCUCCACCUCCUCCUGCUCAUGAAUCUGAUUCCGAGAAGCAGAUUCGUCUCGAGGAUGAGCGAAAGGCUAGAAUAGUCAGCGAAUCGAUUGACCGUUCUAUUGAACUAGAAAAGUCGGAGAAGCAAAAGCAUCGAGCACAGAUUAAAAUACUCGUCCUAGGUCAAUCAGAAUCUGGAAAAUCAACAAUACUCAAAAACUUCCACUUGUACUUCCACCCACAGGCUUUCCAGUCUGAUCUCAGUGCAUGGAGAGCUGUAAUUCGAUUCAACCUAAUCCGUUCUGUAAAUUGUAUUCUCGAUCUUCUGGACAACAAAGGAUCUCGGCCAUCGAGUACAGACUCUGCUUCAAAAGCCAUCUCAGACCAUCUCCGCCGUCUAGCUCUUAGGCUAGCACCUUUGCGCCACGUAGAGAAUUUGUUAUUGCGACGACAUUCUGCUUCGGGACCCGUUUCGGGAGAUGAAGGGAAUUCAUUUCCGACUCGUGGCGGUGCAUCCAUAGACUCGCCUCUCUAUACAGGCUGGAAAGCACUUUCAAAAUUUAAACGCUCAUCCGAGUCUAAUGUGUUCGGCGUGGAUGACGUAGACGAUUCUCAAAGAGUUAUAGAGGCUUGCAAGGAUGACAUCGUGUCGUUAUGGGCAAACGAAAGUAUUCAGGCUACUUUAAAAACCCGGAGCAUCGCAUUGGAAGAACAGUCGGGCUUCUUUCUACCUGAUGCGGGUCGCGUUGCUGCUCACGAUUAUAUGCCAACCACUAAUGACAUUCUUCGGGCACGAUUGCCAACCAGUGGCGUCGAAGAGCAUCGGAUAGUCAUCAACGAAGGGUCUGGCCAUGGGAAAGACUGGUUGUUUUAUGACGUUGGGGGUGCCGGCGGACAACGAGCUGUUUGGGCGCCUUUUGUUGAUGAUGUCAAAGUGGUAAUAUUCCUUGCGCCAAUUUGUGCUUUCGACCAGCCUCUGGACGACGAUCCGAGAACAAACCGACUAACUGCUGUAUUCGAUUCGUGGAAAUCAGUGUGUGGCAACCAGCUUCUUUCUGAAGUCCACUUCAUCCUGCUUCUCAAUAAAUGCGAUAUCUUGGAUAAGAAAUUGAAAUCUGGUGUUCCAUUUGCCAAAUAUGUUUCAUCGUAUCGAGAUGCUAACGACACACGUUCUGUCACCAAAUAUCUUGAUCGCAAAUUUGAACACAUCCACAAAACCAUCUCUCCUUCACCGCGAAAGCUCUACACCCACAUAACUUGCGCAAUUAAUGCCAAAACGACAGCAACCGUGAUCAAACGCAUCCAGGAAGGUGCUCUCUUGCAUAAUCUUCUCACCGCCGGAUAUCUUUGACCAUACAUUUUCCUUGUUACUUCCGUAUACUAUACCUGCUCCUGUGCACUGGAGGCCACGAGGACACUGGAUACCGAUACCUUAAUAUCAAUUAAUAUUCCCUCGCACUGACACUUGAGCAGUCAAGUGUUAGCACUACAUCGAGGUUGUUGUAUGUUGCAUAAUUCUGUAGACCAGGAUAUGCCACUAUGCUAUAAGCUGACUGACUGAUAUAUAUAUGAUUCCAUCA
This is a messenger RNA of Serpula lacrymans var. lacrymans S7.9, 1600 nucleotides long. RefSeq lists its product as uncharacterized. The record is from RefSeq and is a predicted model, not a curated record. Bases 1 to 1371 code for a protein of 456 amino acids. Gene Ontology annotation, biological process: adenylate cyclase-modulating G protein-coupled receptor signaling pathway. Gene Ontology annotation, cellular component: heterotrimeric G-protein complex. Gene Ontology annotation, molecular function: GTPase activity; G protein-coupled receptor binding; guanyl nucleotide binding. The transcript has 11 exons. NCBI's taxonomy places the organism in Eukaryota, Fungi, Basidiomycota, Agaricomycetes, Boletales, Serpulaceae.